This is a messenger RNA of Penicillium vulpinum, 582 nucleotides long. RefSeq lists its product as uncharacterized. The record is from RefSeq and is a predicted model, not a curated record. The coding region runs from base 1 to 582 and encodes 193 amino acids. The transcript is spliced from 2 exons. Lineage: Eukaryota; Fungi; Ascomycota; Eurotiomycetes; Eurotiales; Aspergillaceae.
AUGGCGUGGCCGUCACAAAAUAUCGACCAGGAUAGUUUGGAAUUUCCUGCUGAGCAGGAAGGGAUUUCCGAUUCCAUUUUUCCGCAACUAGCGCUUGUUCGUCCGGGUGAUGCCUCCACGUGGACUUCUCCGUGGUUGUAUUCCCAGCCGAAUCAUUUGGCUAGGAACGAUACACCAUAUUAUGUUGUCAACAACAACAACCCUCAGGCUAUACCGACCGCAUUUCUCGGCCCCACGAACCAUAUCACGAGCGCCACCCCUCUCGAGGCUCAUGUUAUACAGAGGGCACACUGUCAGGAACUUCCUCAGUCAGGAGUCAUAGGCAAUGCCAACAACACUAACGGAAGACCCCCUGUUCAUCGUCAGGGAUGUGGACAAGACAAUCCAAACACCAUUCUUCGAUGUGAUUGGCCGGGAUGCAAAUACAAUCGCACGUUCUCGGCCAAGAGAUCACUGAACCGCCAUAUAAAGGAGCAGCAUGUUAACCGGCAUUCAUUCCCGUGCGAAAUAUGUGGCGUGUCCUUUGCACGAGAGGCAAACAAGAAGAAACAUUUGCUCAAGAUCCAUAAAGUGGCGGCUUGA